AUGUUCAAGCGACCACGUCAGGUUGCUAUUUCUAUACUAAAAAAAGGCUUUCUUGUUGAAGAGCUCCAUUACGGACCCUACUUAUGUUAUUGGUGGGAACUUUAUACAAACAUUGAUGAUCCGUUUUAUUUUUUUAUUCGACUUGGCUUUAAAAUAAAAGUCAACCUUAAUAAUCAGUUUUUUUAUCUUACUAUUCAAAGAGGAAAUGAAGCUAAUUUUUUUCCUGAAUAUUGUUGUGAAUCAGGAGGUUAUCAUACCAUAUCUUCUAAUCUGACUAAUGCAAUUUCUACUAUAUACAAGCAUGUAUUUGAUAAUCAAAUCCGUUAUUCUGGUUCUGUCAUUCUUGGGUGGAAUCAAAAAGAAAUUGUACAACAAUUAAUAAGCGAUGUUUUAUUAUUUCCGGUUUCAUGUAUGGUAGGUAAAUACAAGUUAUUUGUAUAUGGUGUUGGUAAUUCAUCACAUAAUGAUUGGUAUAAUACUGAAAUUGG
Molecule: messenger RNA, 488 nt
Organism: Dentiscutata heterogama
Lineage: Eukaryota; Fungi; Glomeromycota; Glomeromycetes; Diversisporales; Gigasporaceae
Source: the annotation of a GenBank genome assembly